GUACCCCGAAGGGUCCUGAGCACCACACACAUACACACGUGUGCUGUACGCUGUUACCAUGGCGGACCUACAGAUGAAACUGCUCCGUAAGAAAAUUCAGAAAAGAAAUGAAAAGAAUAAAGAGCGCAAAUUACUGAAGAAGUCGACAGGAGACGAGGAGGCCGCGAGUCUCACAGUCGACGCAAACGGACUGGAAGACGAAUGUUGUGAGGAACCCGCCGCUGCUGGUAAGACGAACACGGAACCCAAGAAGAAACGGGCGAAGAAGGUUGAGGGACCAGUGGAAGGGACCACCACUGAGGAAACUGCUUUGAAGAAAAAGAAAAAGAAGAAAAGGAAGCUUACUGACACUGAUGAACCUCCAGCUGAGAAGAAGAGCAAAACUGUGAAAGAAGCAGAUGAUGAUGAGGAGGAGGAGGAGGAGGAGGAGGAGGAGGAGGAGGAGGAGGAGGAGGAGGAGGAGGAGGUGGUGGCAGCAGGAGAACAGGCCACUGACACACCAGAGGAAGUUGAAGAUGAAGCCAGAGAGGAGGAUGAAGAAGAUGAGGAGGAUCAACCUGAAUUGCCAUCUGGACUAACAGGAGCAUUUGAGGACACAUCGUUUUCCUCCCUUGCUGCCCUGGUCAGUGAGCACACGCUGAAAGGAGUGAAGGAGAUGGGCUUUGAACACAUGACAGAAAUCCAGCACAAAAGUAUCCGCCCCCUGCUGGAGGGAAGGGAUGUUCUGGCUGCUGCUAAAACAGGAAGUGGUAAAACCUUGGCCUUCCUCAUCCCAUCCAUAGAGCUCAUCUACAAACUCAAAUUCAUGCCUAGAAAUGGCACUGGUGUAGUGAUCCUUUCUCCCACACGUGAGUUGGCAAUGCAGACGUACGGCGUGCUAAAGGAACUGAUGACGCACCAUGUGCACACCUACGGUCUGAUCAUGGGCGGCAGCAACCGCUCAGCUGAAGCCCAAAAGCUCGCCAACGGCGUCAACAUCCUGGUGGCCACACCUGGCCGUCUGCUGGACCACCUGCAGAAUACUCCUGGGUUCAUGUUCAAGAACCUGCAGUGUCUGAUUAUUGAUGAGGCCGACCGUAUCUUAGAGGUGGGCUUCGAGGAGGAACUGAAGCAGAUCAUCAAACUGCUGCCAAAGAGGAGACAGACCAUGCUGUUUUCAGCCACUCAGACCCGAAAAGUGGAGGACUUGGCUCGCAUCUCCCUGAAGAAAGAGCCCCUCUAUGUUGGGGUGGACGACAACAAAGACAAUGCCACAGUCGAUGGCCUGGAGCAGGGCUAUGUGGUGUGCCCAUCAGAAAAGCGCUUCCUGCUGCUCUUCACUUUCCUGAAGAAGAACCGCAAGAAGAAGCUGAUGGUCUUCUUCUCCUCCUGCAUGUCUGUCAAGUUCCACUAUGAGUUACUCAACUACAUUGAUCUGCCUGUUAUGGCCAUCCAUGGCAAGCAGAAGCAGACCAAACGGACCACAACAUUCUUCCAGUUCUGCAAUGCAGACUCAGGCAUCCUGCUGUGUACAGAUGUGGCAGCUCGAGGGCUGGACAUUCCUGAGGUGGACUGGAUCGUCCAGUAUGACCCCCCAGAUGAUCCCAAGGAAUACAUCCACAGGGUGGGCAGGACAGCCCGAGGCAUCAAUGGCAGAGGCCACGCCCUCCUGAUCCUUCGACCAGAAGAACUCGGCUUCCUGCGCUUCCUCAAACAGGCCAAGGUCCCACUGAGUGAGUUUGAAUUUUCCUGGAGUAAAAUCUCUGACAUCCAGUCACAGCUGGAGAAGCUGAUUGAGAAGAACUACUAUCUCCAUAAGUCGGCUCAAGAGGCCUACAAGUCCUACGUGAGGGCGUACGACUCCCACUCACUCAAACAGAUCUACAGUGUCAACACCCUCAACCUCCCCAUGGUGGCGCUCUCGUUUGGCUUCAAAGUUCCUCCAUACGUUGACCUCAAUGUCCACAGCAGUAAAGGAGCAAAGCUGCAGAAGCGAGGCGGCGGAGGCGGCUUUGGAUACCAGAAGUCCAAGAAUGUGCACAAAUCCAAAAUCUUUAAGCACGUCAACAAAGGAAGGAACGAUAAGAGGCAGUUCUCUCGCUGAGUACUUUCAGAGCAGACAUCAGUUCCUCCUGGAGCUUUUUUAUUACAUGAACUUCCUGUUUUUGAACGUGACUGUGCACUCUGUCAGACUCUGCUGUCUCCAUCUGACAGUGUUGAUCCAGUUUUCUUCCUACAAGUUGUCAAAGGGUUUUGUAAAUGUACAUGUUAAUGUUGAAUGCCCCUGACUUCCUUCUGUCCCUCUGAUAAACAAAAAUGCUCACAUUUCUCUAGUAUGUCUAACAAAUCGAAUCUUUAUUGAUAUUAAAGUAUACUUCAUCCAUA
This is a messenger RNA of Acanthochromis polyacanthus (spiny chromis), 2364 nucleotides long. It is a transcript of the gene ddx18, whose product is annotated as DEAD (Asp-Glu-Ala-Asp) box polypeptide 18. The record is from RefSeq and is a predicted model, not a curated record. Gene Ontology annotation, molecular function: ATP binding; nucleic acid binding; RNA helicase activity. Gene Ontology annotation, biological process: maturation of LSU-rRNA from tricistronic rRNA transcript (SSU-rRNA, 5.8S rRNA, LSU-rRNA). The coding region runs from base 59 to 2083 and encodes 674 amino acids. Gene Ontology annotation, cellular component: nucleolus. NCBI's taxonomy places the organism in Eukaryota, Metazoa, Chordata, Actinopteri, Pomacentridae. The transcript is spliced from 14 exons.